GUAAUCCGUAUCGCUGCACGAGUGCCCUGCAAGUGCGCGGUGCCGCCCGCGCGCUCCCCCAGGCCCCGCCCUCCCGCUGCCGCCGCCGCCAUGGCGGUGUUCGUGACGCGGCGGAUCCCGGCCGAGGGGCUACGGGCGCUGUCGCAGGCGGGAGGGUGCCGUGUCCAGCUGUGGGACUCGGAGGAGCCGGUGCCGCGGGCGGAGCUGCUGGCGGGGGUUGCGGGGAAGCGCGGGCUGCUGUGCCUGCUCUCCGACCGCAUCGACCGCGAGGUGCUGGAUGCUGCUGGGCCCAACCUGAAGGUGAUCAGCACAAUGUCCGUGGGAUUUGACCACCUCGCCCUGGACGAAAUCAAGCAGAGAGGGAUCCGCGUGGGGUAUACCCCCGACGUCCUGACUGAUGCCACUGCAGAGCUUUCCGUGGCUUUGCUCCUGUCUGCGUGCCGCCGGCUGCCAGAGGCAGUGGAGCAGGUGAAGAGUGGUGGCUGGACAACAUGGAAGCCCUUGUGGAUGUGUGGCUAUGGUCUGUCUGAUAGUACGGUGGGCAUCAUAGGACUGGGGAGAAUAGGACAGGCAAUCGCCCGCCGCCUGAAGCCAUUUGGAGUCAAGAAGUUUUUGUACACUGGCAGUCGGCCAAAACCAGAGAGUGCAGCGGAGUUUGAAGCUGAGUUUGUGCCACUCACGAGGCUGGCUGAAGAGUCGGACUUCAUUGUGGUGACGUGUGCUUUGACUCCAGACACCCAGGGAAUGUGCAACAAGGAAUUUUUCAGCAGAAUGAAGAAGACUGCUGUGUUCGUCAACACAAGCAGGGGUGCUGUGGUAAACCAGGAGGACCUGUACAACGCACUGGCCCAAGGACAGAUUGCAGCAGCAGGUCUGGAUGUCACAACACCAGAGCCGCUGCCCACUGACCAUCCCCUGCUCUCUCUCAAGAACUGUGGAGCAGUGCCCUCACUGACCUGAACACCUCUCUGCAUCCAGCCCAGAGGGACGUCGCAGGAACAAGGUCUGAGCACCACGGGCAGCCCUCUCCUCCCCACCUGGCCAGCACUGACUGAGCAAAGUGUCAGAUGCUGCAGAUGGCCUGGGACCCUCAGCUGGUACAAACUCUGCACACACCGGCUGGCACCUCCCUGCCCUGGCUGUGCCUGGAGAUGCUGCACACCUGUCCAGCACCCACGCUCCUGGGGUGGAAGGAGCCUUCCUCACGUGGUCCAAAGACUUCCACCACACUGAGCACCUUGGUGAGAGCCGCUCAUGCCCAUGGAAACUGCACUGAAAAAAAGUGAGAAGUAACAUGAAGCCUUGGCUGCUGGACAAACCAGGGACGGGUGCUUUUUUGAAAUCAUAGAAUAGUUUGGGCUGGAAGGGAGCUUAAAGAUCAUGUAGUUCCAACCCCUCUGCCAUGAGCAGGGACAUAUACCACUAGAAAUGAUACCACAGAGGAAUGGGGAGAGGAGGCUGCAAGAGCCACAGGGAAAGCAUCUCACUGGCAGCGCAGGAGCUUGCUCCUAGUGCUCCCAGCAGCACUGCCAGCAGCUCCUCUGCACCAAGCUCCAGGCAUGGGACAUUGGCAUCCACAAGCCAGGAGAAGCCUUGCAGCCCCUCCUGGAGGCCCAACAGUGCCCCAUGCACCUCACCACUUCCCUCCCAGUGCGCUGGGCACAAGGCAAGUGGCGGGCACUGCCAGAGAAGGCAGAGCCUGGAGACAGUGAGCCAUGGGCUGCAGCUGGACUGACAGAGAAGAGCCUCUGGAGCAAAGCCCAGGAUGGUGAUCUGCCACAACGUGCCUGAACCACUCAAUUCAGUGUUUGUUAUUGUGCAGCACAGGAUGGUCUCUGGCAAGGGUGAGAGGAAAUGUGUGAGUCCGCGCCUCCAAGAGCCGCAGCGUGCUGCAUUCUCCAACUCACAUCCUGUAUAAAAGCUGAGCAGGGUGCUGCAUGAUAAUCCAAAACAUUUCUUAAGAGAUGAGAGGACAGCAGCUGGCAGCAUCCCCAGUCUGGUGCAGGGGGGAGCAGAGAGACACAGAGAAAAGCCUGUGCUUGGGAACUGAAGUCCAUCCAGUACACUCCAUACUUCUCUUUCUGUCACAAAGCCAUUCAUGCUGAAUUCUCUGCUUGAAUUUCUCUGGAUGUUAAUUGAACCAUACUGUGAUAGCAAUAAUAGUUAUUGGAAGACGUUCACUAAUUAGUUAUUGAUGCUGGCUACUUAACGGAAGACCUUUGCUUCAUGCCUCAGUGAGCAGCUGACAUGUUUAUCAAUACAUUUUGAUUCACAAGCACUGAUGAUCGCUGUACGCUUGCCCAUCACAUCCCGAAACUGUUUGGGAAGUUCCUAAUGAGACCUCUGCUGACCAAGGAAAGGGUUUUUUAGCUCUGGUGUGAACAGGAAGGGAGUCCUGAGUACAUUAACUGGCUGGAAAGUUUCCAAUUGACGUAACAGAAACCAGAAGGAUUUACCUCGGUGUGGAAACCUUGGCUGUGUUGCAUAGGCACACAUCCACCAGGUCGGUUUGCCAGUCUGUGUGGUUUUUUAGUUUGACACUGAAGAUUUUGGCAGUGGUGAAGUUACUGUAAUGCAGAAGAAUGUUGACUAAAUAUCUAAGAGGUUAUUGUGAUGCCUAAUAUUGCAAGAAAUAGUAAAGUCCAAAUGAACUGGUCUCUGUGCACUGGUAUUUGAUUCCCUGAGUGCAUUAAGAAAUAGACAGGAGGUUGUAAAUAAGGCUGCCAGAGCUGCCGAAGCUGCUGUCACGCCUUGCAAUUCUCUAAGAACAAUACCUUCUACAGCUGUGGAACAUUUUGCUCUGCCAGCAGAAACCAUCCAUAUGCCCUUACUGAAAAGACUUUUUUCAGAAGUACUUAAGGCCUGUGAAUUGUAAAAUGUUAACCUUCUCUAUCUGCCCUGCUUGGAGGAACCUGUCAGUUUUUAGGCAUAUCUGAGCGUGGCUGGUCAGAGCUGAGCCUGCCAACCGCAAAGCACAGAAAAGCCUUUCAGAGUCUCUGGCCAAGGCCAAAUGCCUCUGAACAGGAUUUCUUGCUUAGCGAGCUCUGGGCACACACCAUGCCAACAACCACGAGUCAAAGCUUUGUGCCACCAGCAGCUACACAGCCCGUCAAUGCGGCAAGCUGCAGGGGCUCCAGAUCACUGCAUCAGCAUCUUACCACAAGGAAUUCAGCAGGCAGCGGUGACAGUGGAUUAUGGAUUUUACAGAUGUCACGUAGUUAUUAUUCCAGUAACCACGAUAAUAAUCACUUACAAAGUACAUUUUCUACCAGGAAUAAAAUUGUUACUGACUAAAGCACAGGUUUUCACCAUCAGUCCUUGACAAGAACAAGUGUUUCUUUAUGUUAAAGGGUAACAAUCACUUCGCAGAUGUCUUCUGAGUGGCAUCUUUUGGUGGUUCUUUGGCUGACAGUGGUGGUGCAAACAAGGAGACUUGCACUCACCUGCUAUGAGAGAAGCAGCAUUUCUUCAUUCCCCAUGUGCUCACAGCCGAAGGAGCCUGCAGCACAGAGGGAAGAGGCACAGGAAAGCCGUCCUUCUGGACAGGCGGCUGGUGGCUGUGGAGGUGGGUGUCACACCUGCUUUUUUCAGCCACCAGCAUUGUUCAGCCCCCUGGAAAUAAGCAGCAAAGGUGGCAACUGCCACAGAAGCGAGAGCAUCCACUGCAGCCAUUUCACACUCAAAGCACAAACUGUUGUUCCACCAGCCAUUCCCAGGGGUCCUGAACAGGGGAAUCCUGCUGCGGGCUGGGGGUGUUUCACAAGCAAGAGAUUCCCAUGGGCUGACCUAGUCAGACUACAGUGGAACCUGCUGGAAGCCACCGAUGCACAUGACCUGCAGGGGCCAUCCGCAGGGACAACCAGCAGAGGACAGAGCGCGCAGCCAAGCCUCUGCACAAGUUUUCCAAAGGGAAGCUUUCCCACAGACUUUCCACAACUGUUUUCUCUGGCAGGAACAGCAAGCCUUUAAAAGUGAUUCCACAGAGAAAUGCGAGGCCUCAGCUGAGAACACACAUCAACAAACACAGAGACACAGAUGCAGCACUGAUGUACAGCUCCCGCCACUGACAUCUGACAUCCGUUCAGUUGUUCCUUCUUACAGGGAGCUGAAAAUUAAGAAAAAAUAAGAGUGCAACACAGCCUGUAAAUUACAGACUACUGCUUUUAUGCUUUUUCACUAGCUGUUUAACUACCUUGAUGUCUGUUCAAGACAUGAAUUACACUAUCAUAUCACACAAUCUAGCACUAAUACAUUUUAUUAAUCAAGUCACCAAGGCAGGUAUCUUGUGCUGCAGACCUUGUGCUUCAGGUGCUGUCACAAAAAACCAAUCAUGCCAUGACCCAGCUACUCCCUCUUGCUCCCUUGCAAGCACCAGCACCUCUGCAGGCACAACGUGAACCCUUCAGGAAACGGAUACAGCUGCAAAAAAGGUCAGUAAUCUCCAUGCAUAAGUGGGGAUGCUCCCAGAAUCCCCAGGCUUCCCAGCCUUCAUGUGAUGAAGGAGAUGCAGCCAACACACCCCUUCCCAGCAUGGCUGCAGCAGAAGUAAGAAUCCCUGCAAACGGGUCAGCCAGCAGCACAGCAUCCUAGUGACCCAUGUGAAACAUUUAAUGGCACCUCCAGAGCAGGAGGACAGCCCACCACGCCAAGGCCAUGGUUGUAGGAGGCACCAAACCACCCUGAGCCCAAUCAAAACCCCUAGGGCCAACUCCAGCCACAGUGCUGGUGCAGACAAGCUCACACGGUCCCAAUAGGACAGUGCAGUCCUUCCAGAGUUUAUCCUGGCUCAAAUACAGACCCACUUCUUGUUGAUGAGACACAGCAUGCAUGACCUCUCACCACCAAGAAAGCCCUGGUGUGCAGCAGGAACCCAGCCACAGGCAGCACUACGUGGCCUCAUGUGACAAAGGUGCUGACAUGAGGAUUGUCUGGCACUGCCAGAUGAUCCAGGAGCACAGGGAGACCCGCCAGCUAACAAGCAUUACUUGUUCAGUCAGUCCAUGACAUUGGCAGACACCAAGAUAGCGUAAACAAGUAAAUCAAGCCAGAGGCAGUGGCACAGAAGGCAGGGUUUAUUUUCAGAUGUUCGAUAAUGCUAACAUACCAAUGUCUUCACACAAGAUCUCUCUGCAGCGCUUGUGAAGCUGAAUUCUGAACAAAGUUGGGGUGAUACCCUUGUUGACCACAUCACCAGGCUCUGAAAUGAGAUGCUCUCCUACAGCAGGCACAGCUGAGUGGAGACACCACUCUAAGAUAUUGAUUCGUUCUGGAAAACUGGAAAGCAACCAGCCAGCUACAGUGUGAGCAGUCGUCCCCCAGAGGCACCAGGUGUCAAUGAAAAAUGGAAUUUAAAGUUGUUGCUUCCAAAAAUGCUCCAAGUUGAAUUUUUUCUUAAAGAAAGAAGGCAGAAUUCCUCCUGCACAAGGUCUGAUAUUUCACAAUGACACCAAAAUAUGCAUAAAACCAGAUAAAAAGUACAAUUAAAUAUGUUUAUCUGCUCAUAUCACUUCUUAACUACUCUGAUCUCCUUACUC
This is a messenger RNA of Cuculus canorus (common cuckoo), 5534 nucleotides long. RefSeq names its product glyoxylate and hydroxypyruvate reductase (gene GRHPR). Gene Ontology annotation, molecular function: hydroxypyruvate reductase (NADH) activity; hydroxypyruvate reductase [NAD(P)H] activity; glyoxylate reductase (NADPH) activity. The transcript is spliced from 9 exons. The coding region runs from base 91 to 960 and encodes 289 amino acids. Lineage: Eukaryota; Metazoa; Chordata; Aves; Cuculiformes; Cuculidae. Gene Ontology annotation, cellular component: cytosol. The record is from RefSeq and is a predicted model, not a curated record.